AUGGGUACAAUCGUCUUCCAAGGCCUGCAAUCCUGCCUCGAAUCCCAAAUGGUGGAGUCCAGAACCCUCCGCCUGCGCCUCUCCGCACCCAAACCCGCCGUCGAAUCGGGCGGGUGGAGCUUCCUCCAAACCUUAUCCGACCCGACUUCCCAAACCCAAAUCCUAAAACCCGCUGCUGCUUCUUCCUACGCGACAAAACGCUCUGUUUCGUCCCUCAGCGACAAAUCCCUCGAGCUCUGCACCGAAAAUCUCGGCUCCGAAACCGGGACCGACCACGUGUCCGCCGCCGACGGCGGCAGCAAUUACCUCUUCUCCUCCCCUUCGCCGACGUGGGAGGCGCCCGAAUCGGCUCCGGAGCCGAAUUCCCCUGUUUCGCAGCCGGCGGCUGCGAGGAGUGGUAAUUACAAGAGAUCGAGGAGUAAUUCUUCCCGCCGGGGGAGCGGGGGAUUCCCGCCGCCGCUGACGACGAUGAGGGGCCCGGAGCUGGUGCAGGUGAGGCGGCCGCACAGGGAAGGAGGGAGGCUGGUGAUCGAGGCUGUCAUAUCGCAAUCCCAGCCGUCGUGCUUCGAGGCGGAGAGGAUAGACGGUCGGUUGAGGCUCCACGUGGCCGUGGUCAAAGAUUCUCCCGAGUUUGACUCUUCCGCAACUGCCACCGAGGAAAUUGCGGAAGGGAAUGGAGAAGAAGUCCUUAUCCGAGAAGGAGAAGGAGAAGGAGAAGGGGAGGAAGAGAUAACGGAGAGGAGGAGGAACAACAGAAACUCCAACACCGCGUGGAGAUGCAAAGACGAAGGGGGACAGAACAAGGCCAACGAUAAAGGGAUGUUAAACUGGGAGCCGUUUUGGGUUGCUACGGCGUCGCUUCGAGUUUGA
Linum tenue is the source of this 870-nucleotide messenger RNA. The record is from the annotation of a GenBank genome assembly. NCBI's taxonomy places the organism in Eukaryota, Viridiplantae, Streptophyta, Magnoliopsida, Malpighiales, Linaceae.